This is a messenger RNA of Haemonchus placei, 246 nucleotides long. The record is from the annotation of a GenBank genome assembly. Lineage: Eukaryota; Metazoa; Nematoda; Chromadorea; Rhabditida; Trichostrongylidae.
AUGAUUGACGUUGAAGAACUAGCUGAGAUGAAGAAGGAUUCGGAGAUGAAGAAGGGAUUAAAAGUAGGCAUUGGAGAUGAAAAGGGUACAAGAGAUGAAGAAGGAAUUGGAAAUGAAAUAGGAAUCGGAGAUGGAGGAGAGUUGGAUAUGAAGAAGAUACUGGAGGUGAUGAAGGAAUUGGAGCUAAAUAAGAAGGAAGAAAAAGGAAGAAGAAAGAAGAAGACGAAAAAGAAGGAAGAAGAUUGA